Molecule: messenger RNA, 2005 nt
Organism: Pygocentrus nattereri (red-bellied piranha)
Lineage: Eukaryota; Metazoa; Chordata; Actinopteri; Characiformes; Serrasalmidae
Product: cytochrome P450 2J2-like
Exons: 9
Coding region: 777-1766 (329 amino acids)
Biological process (GO): xenobiotic metabolic process
Cellular component (GO): intracellular membrane-bounded organelle; cytoplasm
Molecular function (GO): heme binding; oxidoreductase activity, acting on paired donors, with incorporation or reduction of molecular oxygen, reduced flavin or flavoprotein as one donor, and incorporation of one atom of oxygen; iron ion binding
Source: RefSeq, a predicted model, not a curated record
CGGUUUGGACUUUGAAUGUUUCCCCACUUACAAGCGUCAUAAGAGCUAAAUUGCGAUUUCACUCCUUUUUCCCAAUAAUUUUGUGAUAAUGUGAAUAGUAGGAAAGGCUGAGACAUCUAUAGCAUAUAUUUUAUUCAUUGUUAUUUAUAUUUUAAGAGUAUAUUUUAAGAAUGUAGGCAGAUUUAUUUCGUAAUUCAUACUACCUUACGAUAAGUUGUGUGAGUUGUUUACAGGGGAUAGUAGCACUGCACUUCAUUCCAUCACCCCGUCGAGCUCAGGGACUGUCCACCAUGCCUCUGGCUGUGGACCUGUUGGACAUAUGGACAUGUCUACUGUUUCUCUUUGUAUUCUUUCUCAUUUUUUACCUUUUGUAAAACAAACAUCCACGCAAUUUUCCUCCUGGACCAUGGGGUUUGCCUCUUCUGGGAAACAUUUCAACCGCGUUGGAUCAUCAUGCUGUAGAGAAGGUGUCUGAGAAAUACGGGGAAAUAUUCAGCCUUAGAGUGGCUGGCGAGAAGAUUGUGCUGGUGUCAGGGUAUAAAUUGGUGAAGGAAGUUCUAGUUACACAAGGUCACAACUUUCUGGACCGUCUAGUCUCUCCUCUAUGUAAUGAAGUAUUUCAAGGCAAUGGCAUAUCUACAAGCAAUGGAUACAGGUGGAGGAGGCAACGUCAGUUUUUUGAUUCUCUUUUGAAGAAAUUGGGAGAGAGCAAAAGAAAACAGGAGGUCUAUAUUCAGCAAGAAUGCCUCUUUCUGUGUGAUGCCAUCCAAGAGGAGAUGGGAUGCCACUUCAACCCACAUCACAUUAUCAGCAGUGCAGUAGCUAAUGUCAUUGCAUCUUUGGUGUUUGGAAAGCGCUUUGACUAUGAGGACGCUGAUUUCCGGAACCUUCUACACCUCAGUGCAGAAUCUGCACUAUUGGCAGGUUCACCACUUGUCCAGCUUUAUGAUACAUUCCCAUCACUUAUGAAGUAUUUCGAAGGACCACAUACCACAAUUUUGGCCAACUAUUCCAAAAUUCUGGGCUUUCUGAAGAAGCAAAUUGAGAAGCACAAGAGAGAUUGGGAUCCAUUUAAUCACAGUGAUUUCACUGAUGUUUAUAUAGGAGAAAUAGAUAAGAGAAGGAAAGACGCAGAUGCUGCCUUCACUGUGGACAAUUUGGCUCACUGUAUUUUGGACCUGUUUGAAGCUGGAACAGGACCCAUGACCAGAACCCUGCUCUGGGGUCUUCUCCUUAUGGCGAAACAUCCAGAAGUCCAAAAGAAUGUCCAGAAUGAAAUUGAUCAUGUGAUCAGACAGUCCAGGCAGCCCUGUUUGAUGGAUAGAGCCAGCAUGCCUUACACUGAGGCGGUGCUGCAUGAAAUCCAGAGAGUGGGCAAUGUCCUGCCUCUAGGUGUACCUCACAAGGCUUUCAGAGACACCAGACUGGGCAAAUACUUUAUUCCUAAGGGCACUGCAGUUGUGACGAGUCUGUCGUCUGUGUUGAGUGAUAAAGGAGAGUGGGAACGACCACAAGAGUUUUAUCCCAAGCACUUCCUUGAUGACCAAGGCCAUUUUUGGAAGAAGGAGUUAUUUGUUCCUUUUUCAGCAGGGAAGAGAGCGUGUCUUGGAGAAAAUCUUGCAGGCAUGGAGCUUUUUCUUUUCUUUACCUCACUCCUCCAGCGUUUCACCUUCUCCGCUCCACAGGGCACACAGCUGAGUAUGGAGGCCCAGGGAGCUUCAGAGCGAUCUCCCAAAUCUUUCCACAUGUGCGUGUCCUUACGCUGAAACACAGUGGCUUUAUUCACCUCAGAGGGACACUUUUUUUGCUUUUAAAGCCACGUAUUGCUUGCUCACUUGCUCCCGGUCACAUGGCUGCUCACAUGACUUCAGUAUUAUAACUCCUGUGUGACCCCUGCAUUUCUGAAAGCAUUUCUAAAGAUUACUGGGAGUGUAAUCCCGCCCAUCACACCAGUUUUAACCAUAAAAUAAUGUAGUGUUGCAUUAAAUUACUUAAUGAACUGCAA